Messenger RNA from Epinephelus fuscoguttatus (brown-marbled grouper), 3623 nucleotides. RefSeq lists its product as uncharacterized. The record is from RefSeq and is a predicted model, not a curated record. The transcript has 12 exons. Gene Ontology annotation, cellular component: nucleus. Lineage: Eukaryota; Metazoa; Chordata; Actinopteri; Perciformes; Serranidae. Gene Ontology annotation, molecular function: transcription cis-regulatory region binding. Gene Ontology annotation, biological process: regulation of transcription by RNA polymerase II. The coding region runs from base 113 to 2857 and encodes 914 amino acids.
AAAAAAAAAGAAAUAGCCUUUUUUUUUUUUCUGCUGGUGCGUUUGUUUGUGUGACGGCGAGUCCCGGCGGUGUAACCGGAGAGGGGCCUCAGAGAGGGAAUGCAGGACUGCAAUGGAGCACAAUGCAAUACAGUGGUUGGGUGCCCCCUCCUGCCAGCGAGGCAGCUACGCCUUCUAUAAGUCAGUGAGCAGCAGAGCUCAACCCGAGGGGCCCGUCCAGGUAUGGAAGCUGGGGGAGUUUUACUUCAUCCGGUGUGGACCACAGGAUCCUGUGUGCAUCGCAGAGGUGACCUUACUGUGGGAGGACCAGACACGGCGCCACCUGCUGGCCAGCGCCAGACUCUACUUCCUGCCUGAGGACACACCAAAGGGCCGGACCAGUGAGCACGGAGAGGAUGAGGUUCUGGCGGUGUCCAGGAAGAUGGUGGUGCGGGUGGAGGAUCUGGUGCGAUGGGCGUGUGCAGAGCCGGCAGAUUGGAGUAGCACCAAGCUGCCACCCAGCGGGAUCAACGGCCUCCACAAACCCCUCCAGAGCAGCGACGGCAACAGCGGCAAUGACAAGAGCAGCGAGCCGGUCAAAGACAAAACUAAGAAUGACCUGCCAAACUGUCAUGGCAUCAAAGUGCUCAGCUACCCGCAGUACUGCCGCUUUCGCUCCCUGCAGAGGCGCAUCCAGGACAGAGCGAGGGGGCCGGGGCUGCAGGAUCCCCACCUGCUGGCCCUGGGAGGUGUCAAGGUGCUGCCCAACACCCGGCUGAUGUACUGCAGAGACACCUUCAACCACCCGACGCUGGAGAGCAGCGCCAGUUUCUCCUGGCAGUUCAGAUGUCCGUCUCUCAGUCUUCGAGGGCGACCUCGCAAGAGGAGAGGCCGAGACGGCAAAGACUCCCCUAACUCCAGCCAAUCAGAGUCCUGGAUUGAGAAGAUGAAGGAGAACGUGAUGGGCAGCGUGGAGGUGGGCUGUGAGGGCAGCUGGCUCCCCCACCCUGAAGAGCAGCUGUUCCUGGAUCAGCUCUUUGCCUACAUGGAACGCCUCGGCUCACCCAUCCACAAAGUCCCCAACCUGGGCUUCAAGAAGAUUGAUCUCUUCCUCAUGUACUCUGUGGUUAAGCGGCUCGGAGGCUACAAGAAGGUGACAUUGGACCGUCUCUGGAAAGUGGUUUAUAAUGAGCUGGGAGGAUGCCCCGGCAGCACCAGUGCUGCUACCUGCACCAGGAGACACUACGAGAGACUGAUGCUUCCCUAUGAAGAGCACCUCAGAGCAGGAGGAGCAGAAUUUAAAGUCCCAGAAUCCCCCAUGCCACCGAAACCCAGAGGGAUAAGAGGAAGGAAACCACUUCAGAGAGGCAGAAAACCGGGACUCAAAGCCAAGGACAAGAAGAUGACAACCCCUGCUGCUCCUUCUCGUACUAUCGUGAACCCUAACGGCACCGUGGUGGUGAAGAGAGGCCGAGGCCGGCCGCCGGGCACUCGCAACAAGGCCACGCUGAUCGCUCAGGCGAAGCUGCUGGCUCAGCAGCAGGCAAAAGCCAAAGCAGCGGUCGAGUCUCAGCAGCAGAGUCCUCUGCUUCCUGUCAGAGUUGGAGGCGGUCCCACCCCCAGCAGCACACACAGGCCCGUCCAGCCAGCUGUCCUUCCUGUCAACAUGCCCCUCACCCCAGACCUCUCCCCCAUGACCGCCCCCUUCCUCCCCUUCCAGCCCAAACCAAAGGAGCUGAGGCCGGACAGAGCGGAGACUGUGGCUCCUGCUCCAGGUGUGCUCCUCUCCACUCUGCCUCGCCACUUUGUCGGAGGAUCUCUGGGCGGUUUUAGCCCCAUCAAAGGCGUCUGUCCUCUGGAUGUCUUCAGGAACCGCAUAAGCCUCCAGAGAGGCCCGGAGAGCCCAGCCCUGACGCCUCAGGACCCAACCCAACACCAUCCAACCAUCUACACCCUUCAGCCCAAAGUUGGAAGCCCGGAUGCGUCUCAUCCCAGCGGGGACCAGCUUCAGCCUCAGCCCCACAUGCUCCACCAGCAGCACAACCGCUGCUCCGGCUGUACUGUGGACGAGGCAGCCCAGAGAGGAGGCAGUCGGGACGUUAGGAACCGGCCUCCUCUGCCCCCUCUCCGGGUCCUGCCUUUGAACCUGGACUGCAGCGUUCAGGUGUGCCAGCUGAUGAGGACUCGUCUGGGCUCGUCUCAGUUCCAGACCUUCACCCGCCGACUGUCUGAGGCUCUGUCCCAGGACCUCAGCACCAAGCCCCCCUGCUCUCCUAUCACCCCUCCCCCAGAGCAGGCACUGCCGCUCAACCUCAGCAAACGCUUCACGGCGAAGAGACCCAGCACCGAGGGACCAGAACCGAGCCUGGCAACGAUCAACGGGAGCACAGAUCAGCCGCCAUCCAAGAGACAGAGACCCGGCUGCACAGAGCAGGCUGAGGACUUCAGCCUGGGCGGCCGGUCCAGCUCUGUGGGAAGUGCAGGAGGAGGAGAGCAGGAUGUGGAGAUGAAGAACCAGGAGGAACCAGCGGACCUGAGCUCCCCCAGCAGGAUUAGGGCCUUCCUGCUUGGGCUGCCACCUUUCCAGGUAAAAUUUGAGGAGGAUCUGAACGGGACGAGGUUUGGGAAAUUUCUUCCUCCAGGAUCUAUGGCUGAAACCCAGAGGACCGAGACAGAGACAGGAGAGGGACGAGUGGCAGUAAAGAAAGAAGUAAAGAAGGAGGAGGAGGUGGUUGAAAUAGAGCGAUGUGACACUGAGAUAAGCAACAAAUUACAGAAGCCAGAGCAGGAGGAGAAAGAUCCCGCCCACCUCUCUGGUUCUGGCCCAGUGGAGCUGAAGAUAGCCGGGCCCUCAAACACUGACACACACUGUUUUUAGCAUUAUUCCCUCUGUUGAUAUUAGCAUUUUGUGAUCAGAAAACUGUCGGAUAAUUCGGGAUUGGCGGUUUUGGAAUGUGGAAAGUUGUAUCCACCAUGGUGCUUGGUGUUGGGUUUGGACACUGGAUGCUUCAGUGGUUGAUCCGGCUCAGGUUGACGCCUGAACACGUGGAGCAGGGGUGAUUCUUUGCUUCAUAUUUGAGAACAUUUGAACUCAUAACUUCUCCUUAUUUCCCAUUUUUGUCUCCUUGUUGUUAUUUCCUGUUUUUUUUUUCCCUGGUUUUCGAUCUUCUCUUCGAUUGAACUUUGCAGAGGAGUGACGACACUGAGACUCAUGACAAUCACAAAUCAGUUUCUCUUCGUUUCUCCGUUGAUUUCUGUCUCUUAAUGGUUAAAAAAAAGAAACAGAGGAAUGAGACUGUGACUCUUUUACAAACACUGCCAUAACCCUCCAUAACACUAUUAACUCCACUAUUCAAUGUUAAGGUGAAAUAUUGAAUAAGAUCCAUAUUACUUAAAAUAAAAAUCAGUUCUAUCUAUGGGUGAUGCUAUGCAUCAAGACUUCAUAAAUUAGCAUCUAGAGUGUACUGUAGUUUGGUAGUUUCAUUUUUAAAUUGUACUCUACUUCUGUAGAGAAAUAGUUAUUUUCUGAUAAAGUGUCUAGAUGUUAUCUGGAGCUCCUCAGUCUUCACAUUAUAGCUCGUUAAGUGAAGCCUUUCUAUAGUCCUGCUCGUUAGCUGAAAUUAUAUAAACUGUUCUUACACAUA